Molecule: messenger RNA, 2318 nt
Organism: Gallus gallus (chicken)
Lineage: Eukaryota; Metazoa; Chordata; Aves; Galliformes; Phasianidae
Product: outer dense fiber protein 3-like
Exons: 8
Coding region: 1362-2129 (255 amino acids)
Cellular component (GO): cytoskeleton
Source: RefSeq, a predicted model, not a curated record
GGGCGGUGCUGUGGCGCCGUGCGGGAGCAGGAGCGGGGCUCGGUGCGCUCGCGCCGUUCCUCGGCCCUCAUGGCUCCUGCCCGCAGGAAGGCGGCCGCGGGCGCGCGCGGCAGGAAGCUGAGCGCCUUCCUGAAGGACUUCGACCGGGAGGGUAGGCCGCGGGCGGGCGCGCCGAGGCCCGGGCCGCGUCCGACGCCGCGUCCGUCCCCGCAGUGAGGAGCCGGGUCGAGCAGCUGCGGACGAACGGGGAGCGCCUGGUCAAGGAGAUGGAGAACCUGUACGACGUGGAGCUCCUCCGGCUGCCCGCGGCGCUCCGCGAGAUGAACUGGCUGGAGUUCUUCGCUAAAGGGGGAAGCCAGAAAGUCGUGGAGGAGGCGGUGACGGUAGGUAUCCAGCACAAAUGGGAACCUUUCCCUCUUGCCUUGUGUGUUCGUGUAGGAGACGAGCCGAAGGCUUUGUGUAUCCGCAGGAGAGGAGCGCUGCUGCGAUAGCGCGGGUUACGCACGCAGCUGCUGCGUUAAGACUUAGCAGGAGGAGAUCCUGUGGUGUCCCCCGCAGGGCUUGCGUGCUCGCGCUGCUCCUUGCCUGGCUUGCCAGGCCUGCUUAAUUUCACGGACAAUGUGAACAACGGGAUUCUGUUGGUUUGAACGUUCCAGAAACUUUGAGGGGGAGAAAAGGAGAAGGGUGGGAGGAGGGAACCCGUGAAAACAUCUCUCUGCCCAUUGACAGAUUCCCUGGGAAGAAGGCAGUGGAGGGAAUGAAAGCAUUAGCACCCUCGGGACUUUGAAGUAACUUCUGAGGCUCAAACUGUGCCGCGUUGUAUACGAACACCAGACGGGUGUCCCAGCUGUGCUUUUAGGGCUCUCGUAUAUUUAUUUUUAUAUGUAUAUAUACACACAGAGCUUCAAAGAACAGAGUGUCAUUCUCAGAAAUGUUCCAGUAGGUUCGAAGUAACGUAAUCUCUCCCUUGCAGGUGACGCUGACCGAGCCUCAGGAGCCCCGGGCGGCACGUGGCUAGAAGUGAGAGCUCAGUCCAUCUGCAGGUGUCGGCAGCGUGCGCUACGGCUUUGUACUGGUUGGGGUGCGAGGCCGAAAAGGCGUGGCGGGCGUGGCUCCAGGCCAGCCAGGAGAUGUCACAGCACAGAUGACAUCACCCGGAGCCCGUGUGCUGUCACAAUGCAUUGCCAUGACGACGCCGGGCCCUCCCCAAGGACAGCUGGCCGCUGGCUCCAGGCGCCUCAUUUGUGAGCUGUGCUGCCCGCAGCCGCUCGCCGUGCCCUGUGCCUGAGAGCAGCCCCAGCAGCAGACUAGCUCAGCCUCAUCGCGCUCGUCCUCCAAGGCUCAGAGAGGUUUGGAGGCACAUGCCUGCCAGCAUGGACGGAGCCUGGGUGGGGACCUGGAGACCUCAUCGCCCACGCGGCCUCAUCUCGGCCCAGUUCCCCAGCCCCGGGCCCCAGUACUCCAUCCCGGGGACAACAGGUUAUGUGGGCCACAGCCCCACCAAAGCCCGUGCCCCCGCCUACACGUUUAGAGGGACCAAACCGCCUGCGGCAGGGAGCUGCGGGCCAGGUCCCUGCUACUUUGUGGAGCCCGCCAUCACCAGGAACGGGAAGUACGUGGCUCCGGGCGCCCAGCUCCGGGGACGACCCGCGACGAAGACCACCGUCACUCCCGGACCAAGUGACUACCGCACCGAGGCAGCCAACAGGCACGUCUUCAAGUGCCCACCGGUGCAGUCCAUGGCCUUCCGGCGGGAGCCCCUCCGGACAGACCACCCUCCAGGUCCUGGCACCUACACGCUGCCCAGGCUGAUGGGGCCCAACACAGUCUACACAUCGGCCAGCCCCUGCUACUCUGUGAGGGGAAGGAGCCAGCGAGGUCGGUUUGACGAAGACCUUGCCAAGACUCCGGGUCCUGCGGCGCUCCCCAAAGUGCCUGUGGAUGCCUACAAGACCAGGGCGCCCGCGUACACGAUGGCAGCCCGACCAAAAGCUGGAGAGGGCAAAGCAGCGAAGCCCGGGCCGGCAGACUACAGCGUAGGCCGGGUGACGCUGAUCAAGCCCCAGGCGCCUGCAUCCACGUUUGGAAUCCGGCAUUCCCUCUACACAACCCCUCUCAUCGUGGAGUGAAACAACAAAGCCUGGAAGGCCUGGUUUCCUUUCCUGGAACGGAAGGGGAGGGGAAGAGAGAGCGACCAUCUGCCGGUUUCCCUUUGAUUCCAUUUCCCUGCCUCGUGCCUCGGGUUGGGCUUUUGCCCAUUUUACUGUUGGAUGCUAGCAAUAGGAGUAAGUCGUUAAUAAAAUGUACCUUUAUGUAUA